Molecule: messenger RNA, 1154 nt
Organism: Nomascus leucogenys (northern white-cheeked gibbon)
Lineage: Eukaryota; Metazoa; Chordata; Mammalia; Primates; Hylobatidae
Gene: CRHBP
Product: corticotropin releasing hormone binding protein
Biological process (GO): negative regulation of corticotropin secretion; hormone-mediated signaling pathway; negative regulation of corticotropin-releasing hormone receptor activity
Molecular function (GO): corticotropin-releasing hormone binding
Source: RefSeq, a predicted model, not a curated record
AGUUAAGGGGCAGAGAGCCUCCGCUCCCCACUGCUCUAUAAAAGAGACCCAGCAAAGGGACCCUACCAGCUUCUAGCUCUCAGUCUGCGCGAGGGUGUAGGAAGGAAAGCCCAGGACCUCCGGAGCAGAGCACAGCAGCUGCAGAGGCAAGGCCAGCAUGUCGCCCAACUUCAAACUUCAGUGUCACUUCAUUCUCAUCUUCCUGACGGCUUUAAGAGGGGAAAGCCGGUACCUAGAGCUGCGGGAAGCGGCGGAGUACGAUCCUUUCCUGCUCUUCAGCGCCAACCUGAAGCGGGAGCUGGCUGGGGAGCAGCCGUACCGCCGCGCUCUGCAGUGCCUGGACAUGCUGAGCCUCCAGGGCCAGUUCACCUUCACCGCCGACCGGCCGCAGCUGCACUGCGCCGCCUUCUUCAUCGGCGAGCCCGAGGAGUUCAUUACCAUCCACUACGACCAGGUCUCCAUCGACUGUCAGGGCGGCGACUUCCUGAAGGUAUUCGAUGGUUGGAUUCUCAAGGGGGAGAAGUUCCCCAGUUCCCAGGAUCAUCCUCUCCCCACAGCUGAGCGGUACAUAGAUUUCUGUGAGAGUGGCCUUAGCAGGAGGAGCAUCAGAUCUUCUCAGAAUGUGGCCAUGAUCUUCUUCCGAGUCCAUGAACCAGGAAAUGGAUUCACAUUAACCAUAAAGACAGACCCCAACCUCUUUCCCUGUAAUGUCAUUUCUCAGACUCCAAAUGGAAAGUUUACCCUGGUAGUUCCACACCAGCAUCGAAACUGCAGCUUCUCCAUAAUUUAUCCUGUAGUGAUCAAAAUAUCUGAUCUCACCCUGGGACACGUAAAUGGUCUUCAGUUAAAGAAAUCCUCAGCAGGUUGCGAGGGAAUAGGAGACUUUGUGGAGCUGCUGGGAGGAACUGGAUUGGACCCUUCCAAGAUGAUGCCUUUAGCUGAUCUCUGCUACUCCUUUCAUGGCCCGGCCCAGAUGAAAGUUGGCUGUGACAACACUGUGGUGCGCGUGGUCUCCAGUGGAAAACACGUAAAUCGUGUGACUUUUGAGUAUCGUCAGCUGGAACCGUACGAGCUGGAAAACCCAAAUGGAAACAGUAUCGGGGAAUUCUGUUUGUCUGGUCUUUGAAUAACCAACCCAAUGAUUUACAUGCUGA